Aspergillus chevalieri is the source of this 945-nucleotide messenger RNA. RefSeq names its product phosphoglycerate mutase family protein. Lineage: Eukaryota; Fungi; Ascomycota; Eurotiomycetes; Eurotiales; Aspergillaceae. Gene Ontology annotation, molecular function: phosphatase activity. Gene Ontology annotation, cellular component: cytoplasm. The coding region runs from base 1 to 945 and encodes 314 amino acids. The record is from RefSeq and is a predicted model, not a curated record. The transcript has 4 exons.
AUGGCCUCAUUCCACUUCAACCUCACCACCGUCCCGGGGUACUUUCUCCAAGAUGACCCAGACACCGACCCGGAUGCUUUUAACUAUGUCUCCUCAAAUUUCGGCCUCAUAAACCGCACCUACAACACAGACACCGACCUCGACGCAAAAAACACAACCCAAUGGCAACGCUUCGCCUACCACCUGCACCACCUAAACCAAGAAUCCCACCACAAAACACCAAAUGUAACAUACCGCCUGCUGUUCCUUGGUAGACACGGCGAGGGGUUCCAUAAUGUCGCGGAGGAGAAAUACGGCACGAAACUGUGGGACUGCUACUGGUCCCUCCAAAACGGCGACUCCAAUCUAACCUGGUUCGAUGCACACUUAACAACCGCGGGGAUAAAGCAAGCGCAGGUCGCAAAUGAGGCGUGGGAAAAGCAGAUCGAGCGCAAGGUGCCCUUUCCGCAGUCAUUUUAUGUCUCUCCGUUGCAUAGGUGUCUUGCGACGGCGGAGAUCACGUUCAAGGGGUUGAAUGCUACGCCCGUGCCGUUCAGGCCGGUUGUUAAGGAGUUGCUCCGCGAAACAAUCGGCAUCCACACCUGCGACAAGCGCUCCCCAGCCUCGAACAUAACCGCUUCGUAUCCGAAGUACAUCCUCGAAAAGGGCUUCGCCAACGGCACGGAUCCGCUGUGGGAGCCCGAUGCGCGGGAAUCGAACUCCAUGCGCGAUGUGCGGUUACGCGAUUUGUUGUAUGAUAUCUUUGAGCACGAUGAGAACACGGUUUUGUCGCUGACGGCGCAUUCGGGGGCGAUUGCGAGUAUCCUGAAUGUUGUUGGGCAUCAGGAGUUUGCGUUGGCCACUGGGGCGAUGAUUCCCGUGCUUGUGAGGGUUGAGAAGGUUGCUGGACCGAAGCCGGAGAUGGAGGUCGACCCGCCGAUUGGGGUGCCUAGUUGUGGUGAGUGA